GGACAUCGGAUCUGAGCUGCUUAGCGGAGGAGAGCGCGCCUCCGCCGUUGAGCGGUUCCCCUGGGGGCAUGAGUUGGAACUGAGCCAGCCCACCGGAAACCCAGACAUUUCCACGCCUCAAGGGAGGAGGGGCCUUGACCUCCAGGCCAAAAUUCCGCAGGGCCCACAGUAGAAACAGAGCCUCAUUGGCUGCUGAGCCAUUCGAUUGUGCAGAGGCGGGAUCUGCAGCGAACGCCGGAGGGAAAGCUGGACUAACUCCAGAGUCUGAACCUGCAACCCAGCGUGAGCCAGAAACUGCGCCCGUACCUGGUUCCCGAGCGAGAGCCCGAGCCUGCACCUGAGCGUGAGCCUGUGCUUGCAGCAGUUCCCCCGUCCCUCUCCAGAGCAGUCGGCAUGCAGCGCUUCCUGGUGCCCCGGCUGCUUCGCCUUUGGGGUAGGACCGCCCCGUACUCCUCGGCAGCAGCCCUUCCGAGCCCCAUCCAGAACCCGGACAUCCGCUACAACCAGCUCUUCAUCAACAAUGAGUGGCAAGAUGCAGUCAGCAAGAAGACCUUUCCAACAGUCAACCCCACCACGGGAGAGGUCAUCGGCCAUGUGGCCGAAGGGGACCAGGCUGACGUUGACCGGGCGGUGAGAGCAGCCCGCGAGGCCUUCCGCCUGGGGUCUCCAUGGCGCCGGAUGGACGCCUCCGAGCGGGGCCGCCUGUUGAACCGCCUGGCCGACCUUGUGGAGCGGGAUCGCGUCUACUUGGCCUCACUGGAGACGUUGGAUAAUGGGAAGCCUUUCCAGGAGUCUUAUGGUAUGGACCUGGAUGAGGUCAUCAAGGUGUACCGGUACUUUGCGGGCUGGGCCGACAAGUGGCACGGCAAGACCAUCCCCAUGGACGGCGAGCAUUUCUGCUUCACCCGCCAUGAGCCCGUGGGUGUCUGUGGCCAGAUUAUCCCGUGGAACUUCCCCUUGGUCAUGCAGGGCUGGAAGCUCGCACCGGCCCUUGCCACCGGCAACACCGUGGUCAUGAAGGUGGCAGAGCAGACCCCUCUUUCUGCCCUGUACUUGGCCUCCCUCAUCAAGGAGGCGGGCUUCCCCCCUGGGGUGGUGAACAUCAUCACGGGCUACGGUCCCACGGCCGGAGCGGCCAUUGCCCGGCACAUGGAUGUCGACAAAGUUGCUUUCACCGGCUCCACUGAGGUAGGCCACCUGAUCCAGAAGGCUGCCGGAGACUCCAACCUCAAGAGAGUCACCUUGGAGCUGGGCGGCAAGAGCCCCAGCAUCGUGCUGGCGGACGCCGACAUGGAGCAUGCCGUGGAGCAGUGCCACGAAGCCCUGUUCUUCAACAUGGGCCAGUGCUGCUGUGCUGGGUCUCGCACCUUCGUCGAAGAGUCUAUCUACAAUGAGUUUCUCGAGAGGACAGUGGAGAAAGCUAAGCAGCGAAAAGUGGGGAACCCCUUUGAGCUGGACACCCAGCAGGGGCCCCAGGUGGACAAGGAGCAGUUUGAACGAAUCCUGGGCUACAUCCAGCUUGGCCAGAAGGAGGGGGCCAAACUUCUCUGUGGUGGGCAGCGUUUUGGGGAGCGUGGUUUCUUCAUCAAGCCCACGGUCUUUGGGGACGUGCAAGAUGACAUGAGGAUCGCCAAGGAGGAGAUCUUCGGCCCUGUGCAGCCCCUGUUCAAGUUUAAGAACAUCGAGGAGGCGAUCGAGAGGGCCAACAGCACCAGGUACGGCCUGGCCGCCGCCGUGUUCACCCGGGACCUGGACAGGGCCCUGUACUUCACGCAGGCACUGCAGGCCGGGACAGUGUGGGUGAACACCUACAACAUCGUCACCUGUCACACGCCCUUUGGAGGCUUCAAGGAGUCCGGCGUUGGGAGAGAGCUGGGGGAGGACGGGCUGAAGGCCUACACGGAGGUGAAGACGGUCACCAUCAAGGUCCCGCAGAAGAACUCGUGAGGACGUCCGCUGAGGGGAUCUGAUGUCAGUUCACGGGUCCCACAACCAUUGACUGGUGGUCACCAGACUUUUUUUUAGCCAUGGACUCCCUUUAUUCAUUCCAAACAAACUCUUAGAACCUCAGCUAAUGAAACCAAAUCAGAGUUCCCCUAGUUAAAGGCAGGAUGAGGGCUGGGCUCAGCCCUGUCCCUCUGUGCUCCAAUCCCAGCGCCCUUGGAGGUCCUGAGUUACUUCCAGGAAACCUUAAGGGUCACUGGAUGGCGGAUUAAGAACCACCGAUGUGGACUUCUCGUUCUUCGUGCUGAUCCAAGGGCGUUCUGAUGGAUGCACCUGCUGGCGUAGCAGAUGCGCUCACCUCAGACCUGUGUGUAGAAGGCGGUGGGAGUUCUGAUGGACGUCAGAUCUCGUCUCCAUUCUCGUUGACUUAACCUAAAGGUCAAGCGUGCUUUUCCUUUUCUAAGUACCAGUUGUUGGCUAUUUUGCUUGCUUGCCCUUCAUUAUGCUAAUGAUUUACUUUAAUUUGAGGGAAGGAAUUGGCCAGGAAUGAAUUUACGUGUCCAACCCUUUACAAUACACUCAACCGAAAUAUCCAUCAACUACCGAGUAGAUAAGCAAAAUGUUUCCCUGGAAUGUUCCAUGUACUUUUCAGCCAUAAAGGGGGAUGAAGUGCCACCAUGUGCCGCGGCAUGGGUGGUCCUGGAAGAUGCUGUGCUGAGUGAAGGGAGACAGAUGCACAAGGCCACAUACUGUGUGACUCCAUUUAUGUGACAUACCAGAACAGGCAAACCCACAGGGACAGAGAGUGGUGUAGUGGUUGCCAGGGUGUAGAGGAGAAGGGGGGAUGGGGAGUAACUGCUAAUGGGUACGGGAUUGUUGGCGGGGGAGGUUUUAAGAUGCUCUGGAUUUCGAUAGUGGUGAUGGCUGCGCAGCUUUGCAAACACACUAAAAAGUGCUGAAUUGUGUACUGCAUUUUCCGUGUAUAACGAGCACCCACAUUUCUGUGCAUAUCAUACAUGGGAUUAUUAUACCCAAGGUGUGUAAUCAUCCUACCCAUGUGUAAUGCACAUCCUUAUUUUUCCCCCAAAGGUUUAGGUGAAAAAUUGUGCAUUGUACAUGAAAUAGGACAGGAUGAAUUUUAUAACAUGUGAAUUGAUUUUGAUUAAAGAUUAAAAUAAGUAAACUCACACAUUCUGUUUGC
This is a messenger RNA of Artibeus jamaicensis (Jamaican fruit-eating bat), 3145 nucleotides long. It is a transcript of the gene ALDH1B1, whose product is annotated as aldehyde dehydrogenase 1 family member B1. NCBI's taxonomy places the organism in Eukaryota, Metazoa, Chordata, Mammalia, Chiroptera, Phyllostomidae. The transcript is spliced from 2 exons. Gene Ontology annotation, molecular function: aldehyde dehydrogenase (NAD+) activity. Bases 394 to 1947 code for a protein of 517 amino acids. The record is from RefSeq and is a predicted model, not a curated record.